Molecule: messenger RNA, 437 nt
Organism: Scutellospora calospora
Lineage: Eukaryota; Fungi; Glomeromycota; Glomeromycetes; Diversisporales; Gigasporaceae
Source: the annotation of a GenBank genome assembly
UAGUCAAUGCUAUUCCUAUUCCACAUAAACUUCUUAAACGAACAACCGAAUUUAUGCAAUGUAGACAGUCACCAACACCGCCCUUACUCUCUGUAGUGAUUUCACCUGAUCCUGUCGUACCUGGUAAUACCGAGACUUUUACUGCUUCCGGAACAUUAGACAUAGAUAUUCCUGAUGGGACUGAUCUUAUUGCUUUCUUUGGCGAUCCUAGUAGUAAUAAGAUUAUAGGGGAUAUCUAUAAGGCGCCUAUAUGUGAUAAUAAUGGAUGUCCAAAAGCUGGAAUUCAAUUCACUAAAACACUGGAUUAUCUGGAUGUACCUGAAUUACCUAAUCAAUAUGAUAUUGUAGUUGGUGUUGUGAAAAAAUCUGAUGUACUUGCUUGUGCGGUUGCUCCUAAUGUUACCCUUACUUCUGUAACUUUUUACAAGUCUUCUUGA